This is a messenger RNA of Acromyrmex echinatior (Panamanian leafcutter ant), 2248 nucleotides long. RefSeq lists its product as uncharacterized. Gene Ontology annotation, biological process: regulation of transcription by RNA polymerase II. Gene Ontology annotation, molecular function: RNA polymerase II cis-regulatory region sequence-specific DNA binding; DNA-binding transcription factor activity, RNA polymerase II-specific. The record is from RefSeq and is a predicted model, not a curated record. NCBI's taxonomy places the organism in Eukaryota, Metazoa, Arthropoda, Insecta, Hymenoptera, Formicidae.
UCUACGGUACGGGCCAGUACGGGUGCGCCGACGACGGUCAGAGGACGUUUCCCCGGGUGAUCGUGGUGUGUGUCUUAUCGUCGUCGGCACGGAAACGCGGAAACGCCGCGCGCCAUGCCGUCGCGCCGGCAGUCCGCGACCAGCAGACCGCGUGCGGAAACACCGACGUGCAAACACUGCAAACGCCGCCGGCGUGUCGACGUCGACUCUGAGUCGCCCGCGAUGAGAUGAUCCGGGUCAGUCAGUGCUGCAGGUGCUACUGCUGUCGACUGCUGUGUCGAAUCGCCGCGUCGACGUAAACACACGUAAACCAGACGAACGGAGUGAAGGACGCCUCCGAAAUAUAGAUAGAGACGAGGUGGAACGACGUCGCGCCAUAGGAUUAUGCCCAUGAUAUUGCGAAAUCCCGAGAGUUCGUACGACCACGCGCAAUUUGCCGGCCUUCUUUCAUUCUUUUGUACGGCUCCAAGAGAUUUACGGCUAAAAGCAGCUUCAGCAGCUGGACGUCAUCAUCGACGGCGACCAACCCGCCGCAUGGGAGUAAUGUGACCGUCCCCGUGGUUCAAUACAGUGCGCCGAACGUGUGGAUAGUUUUUUGUUUCUUUCUGUUUUUCUUUCGCGCGCGCGAUCAUCUCUCGCUAUUGCGCCCGCAUUUCAAAACAAAACGCGCGAGCGCGUGUCACCGGUUUGUUUAAGCGCCACCUGUCGGCCGUGAAAAUAUCAGUGUAAGUAGUUUGAAAAUUUUCAAACGGCUCGUCAGUACGCCGUAAAGUCGUGCACGUCGCGUGAUCUCGGUCGUUUCGUAAGUUUCGGACGCAGUCCGGCAGUUUCGAACGGUCGUCGGUUUGAUCUUGCACGUCGCGUUGAUCUUGCAAUCCCACGAAGAGGAAUCGGGUAAGGGAAAUCGUUUUCGGCGAAAAUUUCGGACGUUGAACGUGUCGCCGGAACUCGGACUCCGCGAACGGAAUCUGAUUCCUGUCUGUCUGUGACAAUCGUGUUCAUUGUGCCUCGCCGCGAACUUCUUUGAAAAGAGAGAAAAAAACUCGAACUGUAGUUAAUCGUUGAGCGAUCGUCGCCCGACGGGAGUGCGUGUGCCGAACGAUUGCGAAAAAGUGGAAAUUCUGUGAUAGGCGCCUGCUCGGAUUAAGCGAGGAAGGUGCGAGGUGCAAAACGGUCUCCGGGAACAUCUCCGUGGAGCGCAAGGAAGUUUUGGUGACCGGAGCCGAACGGGCCAGUAUUCAUGCCAGUAUGCCAAUCGAAUGCCGGUGGACGACUAUUAUAUUUACCGUCACCGAUAGCCAAUUAAUAAGUUACUUAGAUAGAUGAAUUAGUAGUCAAUAAUAUUCUCUCGGGUAAGAGAGAUACGCCAGUUAAUCGCGACUAUACAGCGAAUGAAAACGUAAACGCGUGAACCCGCAUUUUUCCGUAGGCUCGCGUAAGCAAUAAGGAUCGCGUUUCGCGGAUAAACACGCAUGCUUACGGCACUUCUUUCUGUCAACGACAAUAAUUUCUAACGACGUUUCCCUGUUGUCGAAUUUGGUGAAUAAAAGAGAAGAAAAGGGUAAAAUCCGGUGUACGUAAUCGUGAAGUGAUCGACUCUGUUUUUCGCGUGGCUGUGGAGUGCAACGAAGGACAGUCUGCGACGCAGAAGUGGAUGCGGACACCACCCCGGCGAUCAUCACGGUGGCUGGAAACGCUGACUUACAUCGAGAGCGCCAACGUGCAAUCAAGGUUCAUGGUUUUCAUGGAGGAGAGCGAGCUCUCGAGCAAGCGGUGGGCCAGUGCGCCCCGCCGCCCGGACAGCCCCUGCGUCCUGGGGGCACCGACGUCUAGGGAGGCGGCGGGACCGCCGGUGCAGCUGGAACCAGUGGAUCUGUCCGUGAAAACUCCUGUGGUGUUGCAGGUGCCACGGUACAGCCCGGCGGCGAUAAUUAACGCCGUCGCAAGAAGAGUACCGUCGCCCUCGACGACGCCCACGCCGCCGCCGCCGCCGCCGCCGCCGCCGCCGCCGCGGUCUUCCCCGGCCCCCGGGGGUACAGCUCGAAAGAAUGCAUUUGCACUUGUUCACGGACUUGCAUUUGCACGGAUACUUCAAACUGCACCCUCAAACAGCGUUCACGGCUGCGUCGUAAUUGCUGUUUCCGCGUUACGUGUGGGAUGCAUCAGAGAGAUCGUAGGCGAUGAAUUGCUAUUCUUCGAUGAGAGUUUAGAGUCGACUUCAUUGCGAGUUUAUUGCUGGUUUCUGUGA